Messenger RNA from Poecilia reticulata (guppy), 5178 nucleotides. RefSeq names its product methyl-CpG binding domain protein 5 (gene mbd5). Gene Ontology annotation, cellular component: chromocenter; nucleus. The record is from RefSeq and is a predicted model, not a curated record. Gene Ontology annotation, molecular function: chromatin binding; DNA binding. Lineage: Eukaryota; Metazoa; Chordata; Actinopteri; Cyprinodontiformes; Poeciliidae.
UUCUUAUUCUUAUUUUUCUCCUCAUCUGAAGCGCCUCCUCGCUCCUUUCUGUCACUCUUUCAGCGGAGGGAUGCACUAGCCGGGGUGUCCGGGAGUCAUGGGGAAACCACUACCCAAUUGUGAUUGGGAACCAAAAUCCUGAAAAGAUCUCUGAUGGUGUUUUUCCUGGGAAAUUGACAAGUGUUGAGAAGUAAAAAAUAGAAGACUUUUCUUUGGAAGAACUCUGCAGUCCCGAUCCUCGCCCCCUCCCUUCUAGCCAAUCGGAUGGCUCCGAAUGACAGGAUACAGUAAUGGAUGUGGUCACACCGUUCAGCGCUGUAGCCAGAAUGCAGCUCAGAGGGUAGGGUCAGCUGUGAGCCCGCCUCACCCUACCCUCCCACCACCCCAUUAGCUCCGCCAGAGAGCCGACCCCCGCGUCCAGGCAGCAACCCUUCUCUUCCACCCUCCCAACACUGACCCCUCCACCACGGCUUUGGAAGACGGAACAUGACGCUGGUUCAUGUCUGAUACGUACACCUCUGAGGCGUCGAGCGUAAAACCAGUGGAGCAAUGAAUGGCGGAAAGGACUGUGAGGCGGGAGAGGAGAGGCAGGCCGUCCCUGUCCAGGUCCCCAUUGGCUGGCAGCGCAAGGCGGAGCACUGCGGAGGCGUCUUGUAUGUGAGUCCCAGCGGCUCGCUGCUGUCCAGCCUGGAGCAGGUGAAGACCUACCUGCUCACAGAUGGAACCUGUAAAUGUGGCCUGGAGUGCCCACUCAUCCUCCACAAGGUGUUCAACUUUGACCCAGGGGCGGCUGUCAAACAGAGGACGGCGGAGGAUGUGAAAGCAGACGAAGACGUGACCAAACUCUGCAUUCACAAGAGGAAGCUCCUGGCUGUGGCCACGCUGCACAAGAGCAUGGAGACACACCCGCCUCUGGCACUGACUAGCCCAGGAGGAGGUACAUCAUCUGCAGUUGCUGUGCAUUCUACAACUCAACGAGCAAUAAGGACUAAAGCCCACGAUGGGUUGCCCAAUGCUGUUGGCCCUGAGUGCAAGAACCCGUUCAAAAUGAUAAUGGUUGCCGGACAGCAGCAGCAGAGGUUGUUUCCACCUCAGGAGGCGGUUGGAGCCCCGCAGCCUGAGCUUUACUCUGGAUACUCCCGGGCACAGAGGCUACCGAGCGGGGACCCUGGAACUAAAUCUCCAUUUCGGGUGGGGUAUGGAGGCAUGUUGAGCCCAUCUUCCUCCAGUGCUAAACUGUAUGGAGAUGGCUCUCAGUCUCCCAACACAGACACUCUGGGCAGCCCUGAGGGGUUUCAGAGGACCAAUCCUUGUGGCUUUCCAGGAGCCUGUAGUCCUGGUUCAGCAUCCAUCCAUGGGAACCCUAGGACUCCUCUUUCCCCACCCAGAGUAAUGCUUCAUGGUUCUCCUGCAGGCCAGCCAUCCUGCGCCUUGACAGGAAGGACUAGCACGCCCCUCUCCCCUACGGCCACUGCCAAAAGCCCUGUCAUGAACAUGAACAUGCCCCGGGGGAACUUCCCACCCGGCAUGGAUCUGCCUCGAGCAGCAUUUCAUCAUAAAUCUCAGCCCCCUCUGCAUCCUGUACCUCCCCCGCCAUCCAUACCACCACCCUGCGCUCUUCAGAAAAGGCAGUUGACCUCUGAAAAAGAUCCCUUAGGCAUUCUGGAUCCCAUCCCUAGCAAGCCAGUUAGCCAGCCCCCAACCCAUGCCCCCAACCCGCCCAACUUCCAGCCCAACAUCCACUCUCAGGUACAAAUGAUGAAUGUAAACAUCCCCCCUCCUGUCAUUGUUCCCCUACCAAGCAACUUACCUUUACCCACAGGGAAGCCUGGACCUGUGGGCCAUGGUGGCAAUGUGCAAAGGACUCAGCAGAGCGGUCCUUCCUCCUCCAUGUCCCCCUCCCCUGUCACUUCCCCUGUUCACAUGGCUGGACCGGUUUUGGGGAGAAUCGAGGCCUCGCCUCAUCGCUCGCGUUCCUCCUCCACCUCCUCCGAACACGGGAGCUUUGCAAUGCCCUCGGGUCACCAGGCCCCGUGUGCCACCAUGAAGGUUCCCCCUCGUUCUCCCAGGUCGGCUAUGGGGUCUCCCCGGCCAGCCAUGCCCUCAAGCCCAUCCACCAACAAAACCGACCCACUCCACCAGUAUAAAGACUCCCAGCUGCUGCCUGGAAUGGGAAACCCAGUCGGCACCCAUCAGCACAGCAACUCCAUGUACUCCCCCACCUCUUCAUCCUCUUCGUCCUCUCUGGCAACUUCCAGCGCUUCCCAGAAGGGCCACCCUGGUCUCCUUGGGAUGCCCCUCAACCAGAUCCUGAACCAACAGAACGCCGCUUCCUUCCCAGCCAGCAGCCUCCUCUCAGCCGCAGCCAAAGCACAGCUAGCAAAUCAAAACAAACUCGGCCCUGCUGGCAACAGCACUCCCGGCAUGGCUGCUGGCGGUGCGGUCGGCAUGCCGGCAAUGGGGGCGGCCGGCGGAGGUAACGGUGGGAGUGUCGGCCCUCGAAGCAUGGAGGGACACAGCACUUUAAAUCCCAUGCUCCCGCCAAACUCCACCAUGCUGCUAAACACUCCAGAAGGUCAGAGUGGCCGGGCGGCACUGCGAGACAAACUCAUGGCCCAGCAGAGGGAUCCUGCACGGAAACGUAAGCAGUCGUCCGGCAGCGCUGGGAACCACGAUGGUGGCAACAACAUGGUCUUCAACAUGCUCAACAAGCAGGGCAUGGGGGGACCCCACAUGCAGGGGCCCAGUGCUACAGAGCAGCUGCGUAAAGUGGGCCGAAUGGGGAACCUGCACCCCAACGCCUCCAUGGCUCAGCUGCUGCAGUCCAUGAGCUGCCACAGUUCCCACAACAUGGCGGGGAACAGCCACCGCCCUGGGCUCAGCUCCGGCUCACACGGAGCGGCGCCGCUUCACUACAACGACAGUGCGGGCAUGCAGCAGAACAUACUGAUCCAGCAGAGGUUGCGACCUCCAGGAGAUCCCAUCCAGCACUGCCAGAGCCUGGACCCCUCAGGGGGCCACCUGGUCUCCCGUCCAGGCCAGUACCCCGACCUGAUGGCCCAGAUACAGGCUCAGUCCAUGAACACUUGCGGUCCUAUGGGGCCAGGCGGUGGACCGAUCGGACCGGACGGGAUGCCGCUGGUACGCCCCAACACUAACCCACCACCGCUGUCCCAUCCGGGUCCGCACCCCGCACAUCUCCACAGUAUGAGGAGGACGAACAUCGUGCCGCACGGAGGAGGGGAUGGAGGCUGCAACCAGACGGUCUCUGAUGCAGGCAUUGGCAUGGGCACCAUGCAGCCUCAUGUGAACGCUGGUGGAGCUCAGAUGUACCAACAGCAGGUCCACCAGCGAAUGCCACAGGCGGUUUCCUCUCACCCAGCCUACCAGGGGCAGCAGCACUUCUCUGACAACCAACACUACAAAGAUGGCGGCAGCAACGGCGGCUCCAUGGCCUGCCUCUAUCCGAACUACCAGCAGGGAAUGUUGCCCCACCCUCAGUUUGCGGAGGAGCAGCAAAGCAAUGGGCUCCCGGCAGGCUCUGAGCGGGGCGCCGGCGGCGGGCCGGAGGUGGUGGACGCCAUCUACAGAGCGGUGGUGGACGCUGCUAGUAAGGGCAUGCACGUCACCAUCACCACCACGGUGAGCGGGACCACGCAGGCCAGCCCGGUGCCCGCCCUCAGUGCCAUGAGUGCCUUCACUGCCAACAUGGGGGAACCCGUCAACCUCCCCCAGGCGGUCAGCGCCGUCCUGCAUGGGCACCAGGACGGAGACCGACCGCGGCAGGCCAGGCCAGGGCGCGGACAGAAGAACAUGGAUGCUGGGAAGAGCACGCCGGACGGUCCAGAACCCAACGACUACUUCCGCUCCCCCGGCCGGGGAACGCCAAGGGGGCAGUGGGACGGAGAGGCGCCACACGGCGGAGGCUUUGAGGCGCAGAGCAACAACACCUGGGGAGGGGAGGAGUUCCUGGAGUGCUCUACCCAAGUGAGAAGUAGUCCUCUGAUGGAGAGGCCUGCCAGCCUGGCCCCGGCACCGCCCUGCCCCGCCGAGGGCUCCAACGACCACGGCCUGUCCGUUCCCCACGACAAAACCUUCUUCGACCGGUUCAACAACUGCAACAGGACGCCUGCCAACUACAAGGAGCGUCUGGAACAAACGGUGGAGCGGUGUGCCCACAUCAACGGCGCCACGCCUCACUUCAACGCCAGGGCUUACGGGGAUGUCCUGGGCCCCACGCGGCAGGAGCUGACGGGGGACGACCAGUCACCGGGCUCCUCCACCAGCCUGGAGGGGCCCCUGGCCACACCCAAAGACUACAGCCACUACAACGGCCACUUCAACGGCAUGGCGCCCAGCCCCUCGGACACUAAGAGCCUGAGCAGCGAGGAGGACCUGCGGCAGCCCGACUCACCCUCGUCCGAGCUGCUCCACUACCGCUCCAGGACCUUCAACAUGGGGGAGCUGGUCUGGGGCCAGCUGAAGGGCUUCCCCCCCUGGCCUGCCAAGCUGGCUGGUGACGAACAGGUGCACUGCGCCGCAAUGCAGCUGCGAGAGCAGGCCAAGGUGGAGCCGGAGAAACUAAAAACACUAACCCACGACUUGGAGGCACUAGACCGAGCCGCCAAGAGAGGCCUGAAACCCAAACUGAACAACCCCCUGCAAGUUGCUCUCCAUGAGGCCAUGAGCGAGCUCGACAAAAUGUCAGGCACACUCCCAUCCAGGGACCGUCAGCUGAUGCUCCCCAAACCCAAGAGGAGGAAAAUAUCCAGAUAACAUUGAAUGUGUCCGGCCCAAGAACGUCCUGGACGGGGCGGUCUGAGCUCUUCAACAGGUGCUACACAUGGACUUUCAGUGGUACAAACACUGUUCCAACGUGACUUUGACUGACCACAGAAGGUGCUGGAAACUCCAAUCACCAAUACAGUUUUAACUGUAGAGAGAAAAAUAAGAAAAAUACAAAAAAACAUUAAAAACAGUUGCAAUUUGUCUACAGUUCACUGAAUUAACUAUUUUUUUCUAGUAUAAGAUAGUAAAAUAAACAAAAAAAGCUACAAGCAUUACCUUACAUAUUUAAGAAAAAUAGACAGUCCAAAUAUUUCUGAUACAUUUUCAAGAUGUAUAUAGAUAAUCCUGAAAUUUCCUGCUAUUAAGAAUUGUAUGUAAAUAUUGUACAAU